Molecule: messenger RNA, 2095 nt
Organism: Brassica napus (rape)
Lineage: Eukaryota; Viridiplantae; Streptophyta; Magnoliopsida; Brassicales; Brassicaceae
Product: asparagine synthetase [glutamine-hydrolyzing]
Exons: 10
Coding region: 98-1855 (585 amino acids)
Cellular component (GO): cytosol
Molecular function (GO): asparagine synthase (glutamine-hydrolyzing) activity
Source: RefSeq, a predicted model, not a curated record
CGCCGCUUGGACUUUAUAAAUAGAGCCAUCGGUCGCAGAGAACAAGACAUCAAACAAAGCAAUACCAAGAAUAUUACUUUGCGAUUAAAUAAGAAAAAUGUGUGGAAUUCUUGCCGUUUUAGGAUGCUCCGACGAUUCUCAGGCCAAGAGAGUUCGCGUUCUUGAGCUUUCUCGCAGAUUGAGGCACAGAGGACCUGACUGGAGCGGAAUAUAUCAGAACGGGUUCAAUUACUUGGCCCAUCAACGUCUUGCAAUCAUCGAUCCUGCUUCCGGUGAUCAACCUCUCUUUAACGAGGACAAGUCCAUUGUUGUCACGGUGAACGGAGAGAUUUAUAACCAUGAGGAGCUGAGAAAGGGUUUGAAGAAUCACAAGUUCCACACCGGUAGUGAUUGUGACGUCAUUGCUCACCUGUACGAGGAGCAUGGUGAGAAUUUUGUGGACAUGUUGGAUGGAAUCUUCUCCUUUGUGUUGCUGGACACAAGAGAUAACUCAUUCAUGGUGGCUCGUGACGCGGUUGGUGUCACUUCGCUCUACAUUGGUUGGGGAUUAGAUGGAUCUCUGUGGGUCUCUUCCGAGAUGAAAGGCUUACACGAAGAUUGUGAGCAUUUCGAAGCCUUUCCUCCAGGUCAUUUGUAUUCAAGCAAAUCAGGAGGAGGGUUUAAGCAAUGGUACAAUCCUCCUUGGUUCAAUGAAUCUGUUCCUUCUACGCCUUAUGAGCCUCUCGCAAUUAGAAGCGCCUUUGAAGACGCUGUGAUAAAGCGGUUGAUGACUGAUGUUCCAUUUGGAGUUUUGCUAUCUGGUGGUCUUGAUUCUUCUCUUGUUGCAUCCAUCACUGCCCGUCACUUGGCCGGUACUAAGGCCGCUAAGCGAUGGGGUCCUCAGCUCCAUUCCUUUUGUGUCGGUCUUGAGGGCUCGCCGGACUUGAAGGCGGGGAAAGAAGUGGCGGAGUAUUUGGGGACGGUGCACCAUGAGUUCCAUUUCACGGUGCAAGACGGGAUUGAUGCGAUUGAGGAUGUGAUCUACCAUGUCGAGACAUAUGAUGUGACGACAAUUAGAGCUAGCACACCCAUGUUCUUGAUGUCCAGGAAAAUCAAGUCUCUAGGUGUUAAGAUGGUUCUUUCCGGUGAAGGUUCUGAUGAGAUCUUUGGAGGGUAUCUUUACUUCCACAAGGCACCUAACAAGCAAGAGUUUCACCAAGAAACUUGUCGCAAGAUCAAGGCUCUUCACAAAUACGAUUGUUUAAGAGCCAACAAAGCUACCUCUGCUUUUGGUCUAGAGGCGCGUGUUCCUUUUCUGGACAAGGAGUUUAUCAACACCGCUAUGUCUCUCGACCCUGAAUCCAAGAUGAUCAAACCAGAGGAAGGGAGGAUCGAGAAGUGGGUUCUAAGGAGAGCCUUUGAUGAUGAAGAACGUCCUUAUUUGCCAAAACACAUUCUCUACAGACAGAAAGAGCAGUUUAGUGAUGGUGUUGGCUACAGCUGGAUCGAUGGCCUAAAAGCCCACGCUGCUGAAAAUGUUAAUGACAAGAUGAUGUCGAACGCUGCUUUUAUCUUCCCUCACAACACCCCACUCACCAAAGAAGCUUACUAUUACAGAAUGAUCUUUGAGAGGUUCUUCCCACAGAACUCGGCAAGGCUAACUGUUCCCGGAGGUGCGACCGUGGCUUGCUCGACCGCAAAAGCGGUGGAGUGGGAUGCAAGCUGGUCCAACAAUAUGGAUCCAUCUGGAAGAGCUGCGAUUGGAGUUCACCUCUCGGCCUACGACGGCAGCAAAAUGGCAUUGCCCUUGCCGCCACAUAAGGCAAUCGACGACAUCCCAAUGAUGAUGGGACAAGAAGUUGUGAUUCAGACAUGAGUUUGAAGGAUAUAUAGGGGAGUUCUUUAAAGUUGUCCUAAUCGGUUUAAGUUGUAUGGUUUCAAAAUAAAAUUGGUUUCCUGUUCUUAGGGAAAUAUGAAUGUAUAAAUUAAUUUUCUUGUACUAUUAGUAAAGAUUCGAAUGUACUGUUUCUACAAAAUCGAUGUACAUCAAUCUUAUUAUAAUUAUAUGUAUUGUAAUAUGAUAUGAAUAAUGUGACUGUGCUUGUUUUCACAAAAA